AUGGCCGACUCCGAGGGCGAAAUCGAAGAUGAUGCACGACUGCUCGAAGGCGAUGAGGCCACACAUGCACAAGAAAGUCCUACUGGCGAUCGGCACGAGAGUCGAUCCAAUAUGGAGGAGAAGUUCCAGGAGCUAUCGGGCAACAUUAAAGAUGGUUUUUCUUCGCUUGGCGAAUUCUUGACAGAUCUGAUGCAACAAGAAUCACGAGGCAAGCGCUUUCGCCAAAAAUCAAGGUCUUCCUCGUCGGAUUCGGCUGACGGCGACCAAACAACCAGCUCUAAACGGGCAAGACUCGAGGAUGAACAGAACGACGACGUAGCUGUGUUGCUUGGCGAGUCCCAGCCCCAGGUGGAAAACUCUGGCAAUGACAAUGAAGAAGAGUUUGGCGCAAUUUUGGACAGUGUUGUCCAAGAGCUGGACGAAGAACAGUUGGGGCCUGAUGUGUCCGAGAAGCUGCAUGCCCAAGUUAUUAAUAAAACUCUGCGCUCAAAAUUGAGCGAGGAAAAACGUAAAGAAAAGCAAAACGCUUACCCUAAACCACAAAAUUGUGAAUCACUAGAAACUACUCGGGUUAAUCUAGAAAUCUGGGCACGACUACAAUCUUCAACCAGAUCUCGGGACAUACGUCUCCAGAAAGUACAAAGCCUCUUGCUGAAAGGGCUACUGCCAUUAGUUCAGCUCCUUGAAAAUUGUCGACAAUCGGAUGAUAGGUCGACUGAUAAAGGAAAAAUCAUCAAGCUGGCACUUGACUCAGUAAGCCUAGUCGCUCAGGCAAAUGUAGAGCUCAAUAGCCGGCGACGAGCAUUGAUUAAGCCUGAUUUGAAUGAAAAAUUUCAGCAAAUCUGUGGCGAUCAU
This is a messenger RNA of Paramuricea clavata, 855 nucleotides long. NCBI's taxonomy places the organism in Eukaryota, Metazoa, Cnidaria, Anthozoa, Malacalcyonacea, Plexauridae. The record is from the annotation of a GenBank genome assembly.